Messenger RNA from Girardinichthys multiradiatus, 2982 nucleotides. RefSeq names its product pantothenate kinase 2 (gene pank2). The coding region runs from base 181 to 1473 and encodes 430 amino acids. Gene Ontology annotation, biological process: coenzyme A biosynthetic process. NCBI's taxonomy places the organism in Eukaryota, Metazoa, Chordata, Actinopteri, Cyprinodontiformes, Goodeidae. The transcript has 7 exons. Gene Ontology annotation, cellular component: cytosol; nucleus. Gene Ontology annotation, molecular function: ATP binding; pantothenate kinase activity. The record is from RefSeq and is a predicted model, not a curated record.
CACGCCCACACCUCUCUUGACAGCGAACAUAGAGGACAUGUAGCUCAGCCAUUUACGACUCCGGUUUUCCAGCUAAUUAUCUCCGCUGUUUGGCUUUUGUUUGAAUUUUCCCCAUUAAUCACCGUCACUUGUUUACUUUCUCAUAGCAUAAAUCAUAUAUGUAGCUAAUUAGCCAAUUCAAUGGCGUUUAAUUGCCAUCAACGCGACGAUGAUAUUGACGAAGAAGACGAAACGCCCUCGAAGCUGCCGCGGUGCAAGAAGGAGAUGCCCGGUUACUUCGACAACGAGCCCCAAAAUGAGGGGGCCGCUGGGAGAGCUACACCCGAGCGGCUGGCGUCCAACUCGACCGCGAGGCAUCGGAAAGACUCGGUUAAGAAGACGAGGCCGCCAUUUCCUUGGUUUGGAAUGGAUAUUGGAGGCACCCUGGUGAAACUGGUGUACUUUGAGCCUAAAGACAUCACUGCAGAAGAGGAGCAGGAAGAGGUGGAGAACCUGAAGAGCAUCCGGCGCUUCCUGACCUCCAACACCGCCUACGGCACCACAGGCAUCAGGGAUGUGCACCUGGAGCUGCAGGACCUGACGCUGUGCGGAAGGACGGGGAACCUGCACUUCAUCCGCUUCCCCACGCACGACCUGCCUGCUUUCCUGCAGAUGGGCCGUAACAAGCACUUCUCCAGCCUCCAUACCACUCUCUGUGCUACAGGAGGGGGGGCCUUUAAAUUUGAGUCUGAUUUCCGUACGAUGGCAGACCUGGAGCUUCACAAGCUGGACGAGCUGGACUGCCUGGUUCGGGGAGUGCUGUACAUUGACUCGGUGAUGUCCAGUGGCCCCUUGGAGUGUUACUACUUUGAAGAUCCCACAGACCCGGAUCACUGCGCUCAGAAGCCCUACACACUGGAGAAUCCUUAUCCAAUGCUGCUUGUCAACAUCGGCUCUGGAGUCAGCAUCCUGGCCGUCUACUCGGAAAACAACUACAAACGGGUCACUGGGACCAGCCUGGGCGGCGGGACCUUCCUCGGCCUGUGUUGCCUUCUCACUGGCUGCUCGACUUUCGAGGAAGCCCUAGAAAUGGCUUCUCAGGGAGAGAGCACCCGUGUGGACAAGCUGGUCCGAGACAUCUACGGAGGAGACUAUGAGAGGUUUGGGCUGCCGGGCUGGGCUGUGGCCUCAAGUUUUGGCAACAUGAUGUCAAAAGAGAAAAGGGAGUCUGUGUCUAAGGAGGACCUGGCUAGAGCAACGCUGGUCACAAUCACCAACAACAUCGGCUCCAUCACCAGGAUGUGUGCUCUCAAUGAGAACAUUGAGCGAGUGGUGUUUGUUGGGAACUUCCUAAGAGUGAACACCCUCUCUAUGAAGCUGUUGGCCUACGCCAUGGACUACUGGUCCAAAGGCCAGCUCAAAGCUCUUUUCCUUCGACAUGAGGGUUACUUUGGUGCCGUUGGAGCCCUGCUGGAGCUUCUGCAUCCAUCCUAAUCUGUCGACCAAGGAACCAAAAGUCAAUCUGCUGCAACAACCAGAAGCACUUUAGACUGUCAGGAAUCCCAUUUUAGAAUGACGUCACCCGAGCCACCUACUAGUACAGUUUGUUGUGGCCGAAGUCCACCUGUUUGCAAUCGAGGUGUCACACGCUUGUAAGUCCUUGAAUGUUGGUAAGAUGUUUGUGAACAGUCUUUAGGACAGUGGUUUAAGUUGGAUGCAGAAAGUCUGACUGAUUUAGUAUUUUCAGAACUUUCUCAGAUUUGAUGUUUUCAAGGAAAUCCAACAAUGUUGCCCGAAGUACUUUAUUUAAAAGUACCUGUCAUCAGGUAGUUUUGUCUUAUUGACUGGAGCUUAUUGGUCAUUACCCCUCUAUGGGUGUCCGGUUCUAGGCCACUUUACUGAAAUACUCCAAAUGUUCACAAAGGUACUAGGAUGAUGCAUGCUAAAUGUUACUUUGGCCCUUUUUAUAAGUGCUUGUUGUUAAAAGCACUUCUAAACCUUAAGAUGAUCUUUUCUGGUUUCAGUCUUCAUAUUAGAGAAGAUAAAUGGGAAACUUUUAGCAAGACUUUUGAAAGUCACUGAAAUCGUAGCAACUGUUGCUACAGUGAAACUAGUUCCAGCUGCUUUUAAUUAUUAAAGGUUAUUAGAGUAAACAAGUCAUCACAUGAACCACAUGGUUACUCUUUAAGUUGAACCACAGUUAUUAACAUCCGAUUCCUGUCUUACAUGUUGAGCUUUUCAUUGUGGUUGAAACUAAUUUGAGGGGUUUGAAUAAUGGGACAGCCAAGGUUUUACCAGUUGCUGCAUGCUCUAGGCAUUUUACCCAUAAAUAAAGUCCUUAAAUUUCACUAAUGUUAUGUUUACACUGUUUUUUUUUUUUUUCUAUGACUGAUAAAUAUUAUUGUCACUUCUUCUCUUGACUGAAAUAUCAAUGCUUGUUAAGUUAACGAGCCCACUUGCUGUACAAGAACAUCUACAGCCAUCUGUGUUACUGAAGUGCCUUCAGGCCAGUUCAUGUCUGUGAGGAGAGCUUAGUAUACUUAGAGAAAUGUGCACAGAAACUACAGGUCCAAAAUGUUUAUAAUCUCUAAUAUUCUGAGUUAAUGCAUUUUUUUUUAUGGUGAAACUCUUGUUUCCCUCCAAUGGAGGUGUAAAAUGUUUUCUCCACACCUGUUCUGUUUAUAGGCAGUUAUACUCCUGUUCUUUCUAUUGUAAUGAUACAGCAUCCUUUUAUGAUUACAGGGACCAUAAUCUGUGUCUCAUUCAUUGUCUGUGAUUGAAAACUACAGAUUAUAAUUAGAUUUUAAGUGCCUGACAUGUUAUUUUUUUUUGGGUUUUUUUUUUGUAGAAUAAAAUCUGUUCAGCAUUAAGUUUGAUUCUUAAUGAUUUAAGAUCAUCUUUGUAAUGUUUCCAUCUUUCUUGUAUGUUGCAUAGAAAAUGAAUUUCUUUUUCCUGAUGAAUUUGAAUUUAUUGAAUCUAUUAAAAAUGUGUUUUUUUCAUACA